This is a messenger RNA of Bombina bombina (fire-bellied toad), 9333 nucleotides long. It is a transcript of the gene FAM120C, whose product is annotated as family with sequence similarity 120C. NCBI's taxonomy places the organism in Eukaryota, Metazoa, Chordata, Amphibia, Anura, Bombinatoridae. The transcript has 16 exons. Gene Ontology annotation, cellular component: nucleus. Bases 83 to 3196 code for a protein of 1037 amino acids. The record is from RefSeq and is a predicted model, not a curated record.
GCUGCUGAAGAAGAAGGCGAUUAAGAUGGCGGCCGGUGCCGCUCAGGGAGCCCAGUGAGGGAGAGCACCGCGACCCGCAGCCAUGGGCGUGCAGGGCUUUCAGGAGUUCUUAGAGAAGCGAUGUCCCGGGGCCGUAGUGCCCGUCGACCUGUUAAAGUUAGCCCGGACCGUUGCCCGGCAGCAGCACCGCGCCGGCCUGUCCCCUGGGGGUUACCCCGCAGCCCCUCCGCCGCCUGGCCCACCACCGCCUUCCCCGGUUGCUCCCCCACCCUGUAGGGUCUUAGUGGACGCUGACUCUGCCCUGCAGCGGCUGUACGGGGGCUACCAGACAGACUGGGUAUGCGGGGGCCAGUGGAAUGCAAUGCUGGGUUACCUGGCGGCUCUGUCACAAGCCUGCCUGUACCAGGGUGGCCUGGAACUAGUGGCCAUGUUCAACGGCACACUUGCCAAGGAGAGACUGCCCGAAUGGGCCCGGCGGGCGCAGGGCGAGAAGCAGACGGCCCAGCUUAUAGUCAGCCACGUCGGAAACAAGGGCACCCCGCCCCCCCGGGCCUGGUUCUUGCCGCCUGCCUGCCUGGCACACUGCAUCCGCCUGGCAAUGAUCCGCUUCCGUGUCAAGGUGUUUCAGAGCUUGGAAGAUCAUCAUUUGGAAGUGGUGUCCUUCUUCCGUGAGAAUGGCUUCCAUGGUCUCAUAGCUCAUGACUCAGAGUAUGCACUUUGCAACAUCCCAUCGUACUACAGCUCCCAUGCACUCAAACUCAGUUGGAAUGGGAAGAACCUCACGACCAACCAGUUUCUGAUGCAGGAAGUAGCCAAGCAGCUGGGUCUCAAGAUGAGCAACUUUCCCAUCUUUGCUGCCCUGCUUGGUAACCACAUUCUUCCUGAUGAGGAUCUGGCUGCGUUUCACUGGAGCUUGCUAGGACCAGACCAUCCCCUGGCGUCACUGAAGGUGCGUGCUCACCAGUUGGUUUUACCCCCAUGUGACGUGGUAAUAAAAGCAGUCUCAGAAUACGUGGGGUCUAUUAAGGAUUCCUCCAACCUGGAUGUAGUGGGCAAGGAGAUCUUCAGACACUCUCAGUCCAGGACAGAAGAUAAGAUAGAGCGUUUCAAGAAAGCUGUGGAAUAUUACUCAGCAGCAACCAAGCAUCGCCCACCUCCUAUGAACCAAUCUCCUUUUGUAGUCACAGGGUAUGGGCCCAGUCAGUACGGAGUGGGUCCUCUUCCUCACAACCAGAUGGGGGGCAUACAUGUUGGAAAGCCCAUGUUUGGACACCAGAUGCCACCAAAAAUGCAGUACCAGCACCAUUUCCCUCCAGGACCUAACUCUGGCUUUUUGUUUACUCCCCACCACCUGGGUGACCUGCCCCAUUUUCAUGAUGAGAAUUUGCUAAAGGGGGGAGGAGGAUUAUCUGGCUGGUCUCUGCCUUUUGAUAACUCUGCUGCAAAGUUUCCUAAUCAUCUGACAUUAAAGCCUUCCCCUUCGUCUGGCCAAGAGUCUUCUCCAUCCUCUUCAUCUGAUGAAGAUCAGAAUGGCUCCACAUCCAAUCAUGUGACGGACUCUCGUCAGCAUAAGUCUGGCUGGGAAGAACACUCAGGUGAGAAGAUGUCUCAGGGGUGGGGUCAACAAGGGGGAAGUGGUGACGCUGCCCACAACAUGGGACAUACAGAAACACAGAUCCCUUCUCUGUUGUCCAUGGCAACUCGCAAUCACAUGGAUAUAACUACGCCGCCUCUGCCUCCUGUGGCCCCUGAGGUGCUCAGAGUAGCAGAGCACAGACAUCGCCGCGGUCUCAUGUAUCCGUACAUCUACCAUGUUCUCACUAAGGGUGAGAUCAAACUGCCCGUUUGCAUUGAGGAUGAAUGCAACACAGACCUUCCCCCUGCUGCUAUCCUGUUUCGACCAGCUCGCCAGUACGUGUAUGGGGUCCUCUUCAGCCUGGCAGAGACUCAGAGGAGGCUAGAGAGACUAGCCAUGCGCAGACGCCUUCCUGUGGAUGUCCCACCAGUGAUCGUCAAGGAGUGGUCGGCUUAUAAAGGGAAGUCGCCGCAGACUCCUGAGCUGGUGUCUGCCUUGACCUUUCGAGAGUGGACUUGUCCUAACCUCAAGAAGCUAUGGUUGGGUAAAGCUGUAGAGGACAAGAACCGCAGGAUGAGAGCCUUCCUAGCUUGUAUGAAAUCAGAUACACCCAGCAUGCUAAACCCAGCCAACGUACCCACACACCUCUUGUUAAUGUGCUGCGUGUUGAGGUACAUGAUGCAGUGGCCAGGGGGCAGGAUACUGCUCAGGCACGAGCUUGAUGCAUUCCUGGCACAAGCUGUAUCCGCUCAGCUGUAUGAACCCGACCAGCUGCAGGAACUCAAGAUUGAGAAGUUGGAUUCCAGAGGGGUCCAGCUUGCUGCACUUUUCAUGAGUGGAGUGGACACCGCUCUGUUUGCCAAUGACGCAUGUGGGCAGCCAGUCCCGUGGGAGCACUGUUGCCCCUGGAUUUAUUUUGAUGGCAAACUGUUCCAGAGCAAGCUAAUCCGCGCAGGCCGAGAAAAAGCACCACUAAUUGACCUCUGUGACGGCCAGGCAGAGCAAGCAGCCAAAGUGGAGAAGAUGAGGCAAAGCAUCAUAGAGGGGAUAAAUCUAAACCGUCAGCUGCCUCCUCCCCUUCUGCCGCCUCCACCUUUUAUGCCCCCCAUGAUGUCACCAUUUUACCCAGUCCCGCUGUACCCCCGUGCAAUGGGCUCAAUGCCACCUCCACCAGGAAGGAACCGGGGAUUCUCAGGGGUCCAUCCCAUCCCUCCACAAGGGGGAAAGCUGGAAAUUGCCGGCAUGGUUGUGGGCCAGUGGGCAGGCAGUAAACCUUCUCGUGGUCGGGGAGCCUUUGGUAUGCAAGUGGUGUCUGUGGGUGGCCCAGGGAAAGGACGUGGAAGAGAUACAUCAAACAAACUGACAAAGCCCACUAAAAAGGGAUCGACUGAUGGUGCUUCUGGUAAUGGACGCAGUCCUUCUCAGGUGAACGGGACCAGUGGAAGCACUGCCACAGAAGAGGAAUCAGCUCCUCAAACUUUAGCUUGUGCCUUAUCCAGAGAUUGCAUUGACCCCUGUAGCAAUGGCAAUUCCUCACACUUCACAGGGUUGGCGGGAGAUGGCAACAACACUUGCCGAGAUGACAAGCUAGGUCCAACAGCCCUCCAGAAGGAGGAGUAAGCAGCCCAGGGACACAAUGGGCAAACAUUCAGGCAGGAGGAGGGGAGUGGUGGAGAGAGGUACAGCAAACAAUAUAUUGAACCAUAGAGCAUGGGAUUUCUUUACAACAGGAUUUGCGUAACAUAAUUUUCAGAAUUUGUUUUGAAAUUUGCCAUGACUUGCACAGUUCUGCUCUCAGCAUUGUUCCUCUCUCUGGUGCCACAGAGACCUGGUGGUCUGAUAUUCAGAUCCUUGCCAGAUAUAUUUGGUACUGAAGAGAGGAACUGAAAAUUCUUAGCAGCCAGUAAAUGAGUAUAUAUCUGAUGCCAGCUGCUGGUUAUUAUUUCAAACCUCUAGUGAUGUCCUUCCUUUCUCAGUAAAGAAGUCCAACAUGUCUUGGUCAUAUCAUAAGGCACUGAUUUCCCAGACACGGGGAAGAGAGAGAUGCAAUGUACAACUUUCUAUAAAGACUUGAUCCAAUCUGGAUGUUCACCUUGGCCUGCAGAUACCUGGUGUCUCUUUCACUAACAGGAGUGAAGAAAGCAGAGUUCACCUCCAUCACAUAACAAUAAGGACACAUUUGCCUUGAGUGCAGUCAACUCAGUAUUAACCAACCAGCUGUUUGUUAACCACAUUUUAUGUUGAUGUUAACCACUGGUUGUUACUGGACACUGUCCCUACCUUAAUCUCCACCCUCUCCUACCUCCAAUGAGAAACGCCACUGCCCGACCACCAGAUCCUGUAGAUAAUGUGGAACUUUUUUUCUGAAUUUUAAUAACAUUAUUUUUUAUAUGUACAUAUAUAAAUAUAUAUAUAUAAAUACGGCCUUUGUACAAAGAAGAAUUUGAGGAAGGAGGCUGACGCUGGCAGAUUUUUCCUGCCAUCUGGUUGGGGUGAAGCCUGUGUUAACCUGGCUCUCGCUGGACCAUUUUGUUAAAGAUACAGAUUUUAUGGUUUGGGAUUUGGGAGCUCGUCUCGAUCUUUUGAAAGCAAACAAGCUCCGUUCUAUAAUGCUAUUGAGUAUUGAAUGACACUUUACCUCUUAAAAUGGCUUCACCUGAGGAAGGCACCACACGUAGCAUCAUCUAAAAUGUUGGUUUUAUUUCCUCGUUAUUUGUCCUGUAAACCCACUGCAAAGACCAGUAGUUUUUUUGUUUUUUUUUUAAAGUUUUUUCUUUUUUUACUGCAGUCUGCUGGCAAAACAGGGCGAUCAAUUAACAGUCUAGCUCUAAGCUUAUGAUUUAGCCUAAUUUAGUUUUCUAAUGAUGCAUCAAUCGUUUGGCAAAGUGUUUUUGUACUCUGUAACAUUGUAUGAGCGUUUAUCUAGAGCACCUUUAAUAUUUAGUUUGACAUAGGGUCCAGAAAUGCAGUGCUUUAGCAGCACAGGAUAAAUCCCCAGUUUUAAUUAGGGUGGAAUGUGAAUGAAUGUAUGUAUGUAUGCAUAACGUAUCCUCUACUGGCAUAUGCCAUAGAUCUGUACAUGCUGAUGACGUGUCCAGAGCUCGUCUGACUAGACUGGCAAUGUAUAUUGUGAAUAUGCAUACAUUUGUGCACAGGCUUUAUGUACAGAGAGGGGCAGAGAGAGAUCUAUUUAUGUAACCUAUAAAUAUAUAUUUAGGUAAGGCCACAUUUGCAUCCUGGGCAGAACCAGUAUUCCUCUGGAACGCUGCUGGGGAGAGGAUUGUGGUGAUUCUGAAACGUUUUAUUAUGGACUUGUAUAUGCAGAGUACACUUAGCUCUCACAUCCAGCAAUCUGCUUGGAAACCAUUCUCAAAGCUCAGCUCUCCAAAUGAAAAAGAAAAAAAAAAAAAUGGUUUCUUUGUCAUUUGGCUUAAGUAAAAAAAAACAAAAAAAAACUACUCUUCUACUUCUUCUCUGCUUGAAAGGCUUCAAAGUGCUGCUCCAGAUCUGUCCCUGUAACUACCGAAGCUACCCUGUGGUCAUGUGCUUCUGUUCUGGCAACCUGGGGAAUAAAAUAAAGCGAACUUUAUGCCAAUAAAUUGAAAUUCUGAAAAUAAUUAGCAUAAUGUAAUGGAAUAUAAGGGACCAGGUAUUUUAAUCUGACAACAAACUGAUAUUUAUUAGUUCCCCCCCCAAUAAAAAAAUCACAAAUAAUAAUAAUAAAAAAAAUGAUAAAGUAACUGAUAUAGUAGAUUUCUGUCUGGCAUAUUCCAGUAAAUUGAGUAUCUCAGGUGGUAAUAUCCUUGUUAAUAGGCAUGUGCAUUCAGCAUUUGUUCAUAUAAAGAAUGCUGACUAUGACCAUGGGUAGUGGCAUUUAGCUCUGUUCAGAGCCGGAUUUAUUUAUGGUGAAAAUACAACGGUCUUGAUUUGCAACGGUUUUGUGUGUUGUACUUUCACACUAAUAAAUUAGGCUCUGAAAAGAGCUGAAUUCCGCUGCCCGCAGCCUUAACUAUAACUAUUUGUUUAUGUAAACGAAUGCACAUGACCGCUUGUGAAUAACACUGUAUACGCAGCUCCUCUGUGAGUUUUCUGUUUUGUCACUUGUAAGUUUCUGGAGCACAGCCAUAUCCUUAAAUUUCAGGCCUUAAAGAUAGUUAGCGUUAAAGCUGCAUUAACUAAUUAGGUUUUCAUGCUUUUUAAAAAAAAGAAAAGAGCUAAUAAAAUAACAGGUCUAUAGAUAUCAGCAGUGUGUGUUCAUUGCUAAGUUAAAAUCUGAUUAGUUAAAGGUGGUAUUUACAUACCUUAAUGCAGUGCUCGACAAAUCUGUUUACAAAUUAGGAGCCAGUAAGAAUUUUUAGGAGCCAGACAGUGGGAUUUGUAAAUAGAUAUAUGGAGAAUAACCCAAAAAGUUAUGAGCCAGUUUUAAAAUACUUGGAGCCAGUGGCUCCCAGGAUCCUGGGUUGGUUGUAAAAUGUAUCAUAAUAAUAUAAGUUCAAAUAGUCCCAUACUGUUAGCACAUGAGAGUGAGUAGAAUUUUCCCUUAGCUCAAGACAUUCUCUGCAACACUUUGCAAAGCCUUCCAAUGACGCAGAGACGCAAGUAAGUGUUCCGACCACUGUUUUAGCUUUAAGUCUUGUCUGAAGUGUGUGGAGAUUUCCGAGACCUGUAAACCCAUUGUUUGUCUAAAGGAGACUUGCAACAUGUGUUUGGCUCAGGGUCAGCAACACACCUAACCUUCCCUCAAUGUUGGUAUUCAUCUAUACUUAUGCUUCUCCUGAGUUUUCUUUUCUUCAGAAGAUCAUUAGUCCACAACAUUUUGUAACUUUAAAAUUAAUUGUUAUGUCACUGUGUACUCCUUUUUUUUUUUUUUUUUUUUUUUAUUGGUCUGGAGACAGAAACUUCUGAUAGUGACAAAAAAACAGUCCUAACCGCCAACAUUACAUAAAUCAAAUAAGAUUUAGACAAAACUGAUAUAAAUGCAUGAAACAGUUUCUCUAUACACAUGCAAUGAAUUUAUAGAUGCCCCCAUGUUUCUUGUCUACUUUGAUAAAGUAGAUCUAUCUAUAAUUGUUUAUUAUUAUUUAGAUGUCCUUGUCUAAAAAUAUAUCCUUGUUGUUAAUACAUGAGUAUGGGUAUAACACAAGAAGGGGUUAUGUUGUUUUGGAGUUUUUUCCUGGUUAGAAAUUCAGUGACCUUAUAAGACUACUGAAGCCUCAAAGUGAUUUUAAAUCCUAGUGUUUCAAAAAAAUUCUAGGAUUUAGCAGCGCUAAAAAAAUAAAGGCAAUCAUGAGUUUUAAAAAAAGUGUAAAAGGUACCUUUAGUUCUUCACUGCUAAACAGCUCCAUUCGCUGCAUAUGGCUAGCACGGCUAUCAAGUAAGAGAUGGAAAAGUCACCUCAAUUAAAAAAAAUGAGUUGUGCUGCGGCUGGCGGAGGUGCACAAGUUUAGCAGUGAAGCUGCCACAAAAUAAAGGUACCUUUUGCACAGUUAUUUAAAACUCAUGAAUGAAGAUUGCCUUCGUUUUUAGGACUGUAUAGGAUUUUACCAUCACUUUAAGGGUCGCAUAUAAAUGUACGACUAUGAAAAACAUAAAUAACAUAUAUCUUUCCUAACCAUGUCCACGUUUUUAUCUUAGCUUCCUGGGACUACAAAAACUAGAGCAGAGGGCAGCCAUGUCUGUUCUAGACAAAAUCACUGGUGACCAGUACUAUUACGCCGAGAUCUUUCUGUCUCCUGAUUAUAAAUCUAAAAAAGGGGUUUUGAGACAAUCCUUUUAGGGGUCUUUUUUGAUACACAGGUGGUUGUCCUGUGUUUUAGGUGCUCAGGCUUUUUUGUGCCUCUAUAUCUCUGGCCCAUAUGCGACCUGUGAUUAAGUGUGCUAGGUUGGCACAAGAUAAAAUGCUUACAGAAUAUCACCAGUAGCUCAGGUUGAGCUGUUUCCCAUUGCAAUGGUGCUUCUGAUGCAGUCUCUUUGUCAGUAACUGGGAGAGCCAUCUGUCCAUUAGAUAUCCUAUAUGCUAACUUGUGUAUUUUCCUUUUACAUUUUGCAAGAAUCACAGUGCCCAUCUCAAGCCAGUUGGCACUGCUUCCUUCUGUACUCACACUUAAGACCGACCUGCUGCUCUUGCAGAUGGAAAGGAUGCUGGGAGUACCCACGUGGAAUGCAAUUUGAUGUUCUUUGUCUAGAAAUGUAGCAUUUGCUGCAAAUGCUUUGGCACAUUACAGUUUUUAAAAACAGAUUAAUUAUUUUCCAAAAUUCCAGUAGGAUAAUAUACCAAGUGAGCCAACAGGAUUAAUUGUAUAUCCAAAUAUUAGGGUACACAUGUUGUCACUUUUAUCCUACAAGCUGUAGUUUUGGCAAAUAAAUUUGUCCUUUUCCUCAGUUGACUUCUAGACAUAAUGUUGACAUUACAGAGCUCUGAAUAUUUCUCCAGCAUCACACAGGAUUAACCCCUUGACUGCCAAGCCACACAAUGGUACGCACUGCACCUCAGCACUCUUUGGCAGCCAGGCUGGUAAUAAAUUAUCUUUGUGUUGUGGCUUAAAAGAUAGCCCUUCAUUCUAAUUUUUUUUGCCUUGUUUUCCAAUGAUAUUAGAAUAAUGUGAGGUCUCAAACAUUGGAAACUUGUUUCAAGAUAUACUACCAUAAAUGUAAUCUGCUUGGACAUUGCACUGCUCCUAGCUUGAGAUGCACAGACAGAUUUGGAAGCAAUCUAUUCUUCUCAUCUGAUGUUGGCAUGAAAUGGUGCCCAGCUUUCGGGACCUUUUCUUUUACGCAUCGUGAUCAGACACAUCCUGGGUGUAAAGUGACCCAGAAAUUGAUGAAUUUCCCUUUACUUACUCCGUAAAUCACCUUUGCCACGGAAUGGACUUGAGUUCGACCGUCUUGGAGAAUUCCUUAUUGCCGUGGAUAGUGACACUGUGCCCCAUGUUCAACACCAGCUCAUCUGGUGAGGGCACUAAUAUUUAAUAAGGGUGGGAAUCUGUCCUACUAUUUCAUUGGGGGGAAACUACCGUCCCACCCCCUUACAAGGUAUCAACUUUUUUUUUUUUUUUUUAAUGCUGUUACUUAAUACUUUUGUUUGGUUAUUUUUAAAUACUGCAUUUCACAAUUAAGACUAAUUUUAAUCAAGUAGAUUAUUCGUAAAUAUUCGCCAUUAAUUAAUGACAUGAUUUUCUGAUGUAUAAAAUACACCUUAUUUGUAAGGCUGUCUACAUUUUAAUUUUAUUUUGUGGUUUGUACACAUUAUGUACCUGGUGAGAAACGAAAUGUCAGGCUUUCUCACCGUAGCAUGUUAUAAUGUUCUCACUAACCAUACUAUGAAUUUGAAUCAAGUUAAUGACUUAUCUUCUUUGUACCACAUUAUUGCUUAAAGCUACACACGUUUAAAAGUAUUUUAUUUUCUCUUUGUUUCUGAAAGUAAACAUGUUGGCUUUUAAAAUGUUAGAAACCAAAAACUCAAUAUCUAUUGAAAAUUUUAAAAAGCCUCCCCCUGAGGUAUAUUUUUGUUAUUUGGGUUAAAGAAAAAAACAGUUCUAAUCUUUGUUUGCCAUGUUUAAAACAUUACACAUGACAUCUAUGCUAUAACAUGUUUAUUUUUUGAUAAAUCCAUGAACAUGAACUGCUAGCUUAAACCUAUAAAGCACAUGUUACUUAGAAAGUUGUAUUUCUUGCUAUCAAUGUUAAACUUACCACAAUAGAUUUUACUUUAGGGCUAUUGGGGGGGUUGUUCUUUAUUAUAAACAUUAUUAAAGUUG